CCGUCGAGCCCAGCCAGAGCGGCGCUUGCAGAGGCGGAGCCCCCCGAGGAAGGGGCGCUGGCUGGACUGAUGCUCAUCUUUCUAGGUGUGUUCCCUGCUAGUCUUUUUUUGACGCCACACACCUUGCAUCGUGAGGAGGCCAAGCCAAAUGCCUUGAGGGAAGGGCGUGCUUCUGACGUGCCAGGACAAGGCCUUCCCAAAGACGAGACCCUUUGUGCUCCCUUGUGCCUCUCACCCUCCAGAACUGCUUUUUCGUGGGCCGCUUGGUCUUGCACCAACACUCUCCUCCCUCUGGUGUCUGGAACUCAGAUCAUAUCAGCAGAAGCUGAAUUACCAGCACACCUCAAUGAAGAGUCCAGGCAUGGCUGUGUUUAAACAACAGAAGGUGGAAGACAUUUAUGAAAUUGGGGAAGAGCUGGGAAGUGGCCAGUUUGCAAUAGUGAAGAAAUGCCGGGAGAAGAGCACAGGGGUGGAGUAUGCGGCCAAAUUCAUCAAGAAGCGCCAGAGCCGCGCCAGCCGCCGUGGGGUGAGGCGCGAGGAGAUCGAGCGGGAGGUACAUAUCCUGCAGCAGAUCCUCCACGCCAACAUCGUCGAGCUGCACGACGUCUAUGAGAACAAGACGGACGUGGUCCUCAUCCUUGAGCUGGUGUCUGGAGGAGAACUUUUUGAUUUCCUGGCCCAGAAAGAGUCUUUAAGUGAGGAGGAAGCCACCCAGUUCAUCAAGCAGAUUCUGGACGGGGUCAGCUACCUACACACCAAGAAAAUCGCCCACUUUGAUUUAAAGCCCGAGAACAUCAUGCUGCUAGACAAGAACACCCCCAUCCCCCACAUAAAACUGAUUGACUUCGGUCUGGCGCACGAAAUAGAAGAUGGAGUUGAAUUCAAGAACAUUUUUGGAACGCCAGAAUUUGUCGCACCGGAAAUCGUAAACUACGAACCUCUUGGGCUGCCAGCAGACAUGUGGAGUGUAGGAGUUAUCACGUACAUACUGCUCAGCGGGGCAUCGCCGUUCCUCGGGGAAACCAAGCAGGAGACGCUGGCCAAUAUCACCGCCGUGAACUAUGAAUUUGAUGAGGAGUUUUUCAGCCACACAAGUGACCUCGCCAAAGACUUUAUACGCAAGCUUCUGGUGAAAGAUACGCGGAAGCGUCUUGCAAUACAAGAAGCGCUCACCCAUCCCUGGAUAACGCCGACAGAUAAACGUCAGGCCAUGGUGAGGCGGGAGUCUGUCAUUAACCUGGAGAACUUCAGAAGGCAAUACGCCAGGAGGCGAUGGAAGCUUGCUCAAAGCAUCGUCACUCUCUGCAACCACUUGUCUCGCUCCUUGAUGAGGAGGGUCCACCUGAUGCCGGAGGAAGGCCUGCGCAAUUGCGAAAGUGACCACGAGGAAGACGUUGCGGCCAGGUGGGCGGCUCAGCAUCACUUGAGGCGGCGGAGGAGCAGCAGCAUCUCUUAGCGCAGGAACAGGCGCCAGCCUGGACCAGGGAGGGCCUCCGAGCGCCGCUGGGACUGCCGGGCCUUGUGCCUCGGAGGGUCCACGUGUCCCCAAGAGUCUGCAGGAAGCCAAAGCGCCUGAGAGGGAAGAACCCACCACAGGCCUGGCAGUCCAGCAACCGUGCAGGGGGCCGUGGCGGUGCCAGGCCCCAGCUCUGAGCCAUGGCACUUUCCCUCAUCACCCUCAGCAGGCCGCUAACUUUCCAGAAGGAGAGACGCUGCUUUGAAAGCCACGAGGCAGAAAACAGACUGCUGGCUCUGGGUCCUGGAAAGCCCCCCCUCCUCCUCCUCCUCCUGGCUCCUCUGUCUGGAGGCGGCCUUGGCAGCUGGAGGGACUUGGUUGCCUGGGGCUCUGCUCCUGAUCCUCCUGGGAUGCAGCCCUGUCUGGUGCUACCUGGGCAGGUGCAGUGAGGAUGGCUGCAGCCAGGUGAAGGAAGAAACAGCAGCAUUGCACUCCAAAGUAGCCUCAGGAUUGUUUGAGAUCUCCUGGGCUGGCAGUAGUGGCCAUUCCUUGUUCCCUUCCUAAAUGCAGUGUGUGUGUGUGUGGGGGGGGGACCCGCAAAGCCCCCCCUCGGCCUAGAGGUCUUUCUGGGCACCUCCCAGUCCUACAGGGGUGAGAAUGGAAACGAUGGCUUUUUGUAAUCGGAGGGCCCUUGAGGAGGACUGGGGGAGAAAGCAAGCAAGAGCACGUUCCUGUUCUGAAUGCUCCACCUGUGUGGGCGACGUGGGCCCCAGUGCACGUGCUCUUUGCUGUCCGUAAAAGGAGGCCCAUCCCCCCUCUCUUUUUUUAAAAACGCUGAUUCCGUGACCCAAGUGCUACCGAUCGCCUGGGGCAGCAAAAAUGAACAGUCCUGGCUGGGGUGUCUGAAGGGCUCACAAAAUGUACUUCCAACACAUGAUGAAUUAGGAGUUUUGUUGUUGUUGAGUAGUUUAAAGUGUAUCUUGUAAAGACACCUUGAGCCAUGGGGGAAAGUGAGAUGUCAGCGUUUUCAUUCAUAAAUAAAAAUAAAGCUUUUGUGGACUCGGGCCCACUCUGGUCCACCAAAGCUUCUGAUGGCUGAUAGUCUUUGAGGUGCUGCCUUGUCCUAGGAACUAGCAAGCCAAGGUGCCUCUUUAUUGGGUGCAGAACAAUAUGGCCAGAUUAGAGGAGUUCUGCAAGUCCUGUCUAAUCAAUGACAUCAGAGACAAGCUGCCUUCGCACGCAAACAGUUCUUUGUGCUCCAGAGAAUCACCUGUCACGUUUUUAUCCUGCCUUGUCAGCAAGGAGCUGAGACUGGUUCUCCCUUCCCCAUUUUAUUCCCUGUGAUGUAGAGUAGACAGAGAGAGACUUAAUCGAUCUUGAUGGCUGAGCGUCUCUCUACAUGAGAUGCCUUGGUGCAUGCUCAAGUGUAGGGAGAUGCAAUGUUAGCCAGGAAGCAUAGUUUUAAAAGAUAGAGCCAGCAGAGAUCUUGCCUCAGAGGGUUUGUUAAUUUCAUCUUUGCCUCCUGGAAGGCUCUGUCAAUUUCACCUCUCCAGUCUAAAACUGUGUGGGAUCUCAACCAGAGGGCAGCGAGGAAUGGAAAUGGGCUGGAGCUCUUUUCAGAGCCGGGCUCGGACCUAGAGACGCUGUAAUGGGCUGAAGUUUCCCUUCUGGCAUUUCACAGCCCCUUCACACAGCUCCAGUGUAUAGCAAAGCCUUUGCCCUGCUGCCGGCUCUGUCUUUUUAAACUACCCUUCCCAGCUAACAUUGCAUCUCCUGACACGUGUUCUUUAUGUGUCAGAUGUCUCGAGUAGAGGGGCUCUGAGUGGGGUCGUAAAUCGGGGUUUUCUCAAUCGUAGUCGGACACCCUAAGCCCCACCCCACGCUGUCUCUGCAUGGGACGUUUCUGCUUAUGUUGACGUGCAGCCUUGCAUUGGGCCUGCCUUUUCCUUCCCUGGACCUCUGCAGCUGCAUUCCCCUUGGGCCGCUUGCCACGCCCGUGUCCAGGGUCAGACCAGCUCAGCCAAGGGCAGCCAGAGGCCUUUCCAGCUGCUCCCAACCCAUGAAGGAAGGGUAGCACGUCCAAUCACUGCUCAAGGUUUUGUCAUCCCACCUCACAAGAUCUCUUUGUACGUUACAAUUUUAAAGUGCACAGCCCUCUCCAAAAUGCACGGAAUUGCAGAGAGCCAGUCGUGCACGAAUCCCAGUCUUUUCUAGCAGGAGAGCCCCUACACGGGAAGGGGAGAGAAGCAGUUUCUUCAAAUGUUCUCUCCUUUCUCAAGAGGUGAGCUGCAUACUCCACCGAUUGGCUGCGCGUCUGCACACUUUGUGCACAUGUGUGGUGAAGGAGGGUCUCUCAGGGCCUGCUGCCUCUGUGUCCAUGAAUGUUAAAUCUCCGUUUCUCUCCUUUCAUCUUGAGACUGACACGCACUCCUUCAGAGCAGCUCUUGCAUAAAACCCCUGCAGCGAGGUGGGAGGGGGCUCUUUGGGGGCCAUCUGUCCAUGCGCCAGAGUCUUCAUUGCAUUCAGAUGCAUUCUUCCCCCACUCGCUCAUGUGCCUGGCGGGAACCCAGCUGGAGUAUGGGACUACACUGUUACGUUAAUUGUAUUAUAUGAUGAUAAGGAAAUGUUCCCUCUGGACAUUUCCCUGUGAUUUCUCCUUUCCCCCUUUUCUGUAGACUGACAUGUAUUUGCCUUUUUGUUUACUCAAUACAACUGUACAUUUUUACUCCUGUGGACAUUGUUCAGCUUUUGCUUUUGUAUUUUGGAAAAA
Eublepharis macularius is the source of this 4226-nucleotide messenger RNA. RefSeq names its product death associated protein kinase 2 (gene DAPK2). The record is from RefSeq and is a predicted model, not a curated record. The coding region runs from base 347 to 1456 and encodes 369 amino acids. Gene Ontology annotation, cellular component: cytoplasm; nucleus. The transcript has 13 exons. Gene Ontology annotation, biological process: intracellular signal transduction; positive regulation of apoptotic process; protein phosphorylation. Gene Ontology annotation, molecular function: ATP binding; protein serine/threonine kinase activity. Lineage: Eukaryota; Metazoa; Chordata; Lepidosauria; Squamata; Eublepharidae.